GUAUCAAUAUCUUUGACAGUAUUUAUACUGUUUCAAAAUGACCAAACGAAAAUUCCGUUAUACACCAAACAUCUCUGUUGUCAAAUUCGAUUUACUAACGUUACUUACAAAGAAAUAUGAACACGAUCUAUCGGUAAACAGUUAAUAAAAUUUAUUAUCCGUAAAUAGAAUGUUUCAUAUUCCUAUAAUGGCGGUUAUGGAUUACAGAGAAGAACCACCAGAAAUGGAAGAUGCAGGCGAAGAUCAUUCUGAAGAAUCAGAUAAUAAUGACAAUGUAGCCAAUAAUCCAGUUCCUGAAAUUCAAAUAAUAGAGGAGAGUAAGUUUACUUCAUCGUUAAUCUGUAUUGUAAAAGUCAAGUAUCUUAUGUUACGCAAAGCUUAUAUUUUAGAAAAAGAUGAACACGACGAGUUAAAGGUGAAAAGACCAAAGGAAGUAUCUUUAGAUGAAUCUGAAACUGAUUCUGACCAGUCCUGUCCAAUAUGUAUGGAUUUAUGGACCAGUUCAGGAGAUCAUCGUUUAUGUUGUUUGCGUUGCGGACAUUUAUUUGGAUAUAAUUGCAUUCUAAGAUGGUUGCAAAAUUCUUGUACUACCGGAAAUCGUCGUUGUCCUCAAUGUAAUAGGAAAGCUGCUGUAAAAGAUAUUAGAAUGCUGUAUGCCAAGAAAUUAGCAUCAAUAGAUACUGCAGAAUUAGAUAAGUUGAAAGAACAAUUCAACAAUGUUAAAUCAGAAAAAAAUCGUAUAGAAAUGGAACUUUCAAGGUAUACUCUCAGGCAGAAGUUAUUGGAACAACAAAUUAGUAGUAUGAGAAAUCGUAUAUCUGAACUCGAGAAUCAACAGUCAGAAAUAAGUGUUCAUUCCUGCCAAAAUAUUUCAAAACAUAUGAUUAAAAAGUUCCAUUUGGAUCGAUCUAUAGAAAUAUGUAAAGAUGGUGGUUGUCGUGUGUUAGAUUAUAAUCCAUCGCUUGGAAUCCUGGUUGCAUCCCAGAAAUCAUCAAGUGCAUUAUUCUCGGGUUACGGUAUUAAAAAGAUUGACACAGAAAAGUUUCAACCACGUCAGUUUAUCUUUCUUCAUUCGCAAGCUAUAAGGGAUGUUACAUUCAAUACUAACCAGCAGUCGUUGUUACUUAGCGUUGGUUUCGAUAAAUGUGCAAAAUUGAUGGACAUUCAAAAUCAUGUCACCAUGCACACUUUUCAAGAAGAUUCUCCAUUGUGGAGUUGCUGCUGGUCAGGCGACAAUCCAAAUAUAUUUUUUGUAGGUGCCCAGAAUGGAUCUAUAACACAAUAUGAUAUUAGACAAACUUCUAGUGCUGUUGAAAGUUUGGAUAGUCCAGGUGAUAGAUCACCAGUGGUUUCUUUAGCAACAGUACCUGCUAAUCCUGGCAGUGGUAUCAGUCGAGGGGGUUUCAUUGCAUGUCGUUUAAAUACUUGUUACGCUUACGAACAAAAAGAAUCAAAAUAUAUUCCCAAACAGAUAUUUCUCGAAGGUCCUUUCGUAUCUGUAUGUUACGACGAGAAAAACAAUCAUACUUUAAUAUCUUCUCGGCCGAAUGCCAGACAACCUCAUGCUAGGCACGUAGUGUGUACAAUAGAAAAAGGCAGCGAUGAAUCAACUAUCUGUAAUGUGGUACACACGUUUCAUGCUGGUAGCUCUCAGCAACUAUUGUCUCGACCCUGUUAUAUAAACGUUGAGAACGAUACAUUAGUUGCUGCACAUCAAGAAUCUAGUAGUAGUAUAUCUUUGUGGAGUACAUCUAGUGGAAAACAAGUAAAUAGUCUCCCGGUAUCUGAUCCUGUAGUAGAUAUGUGUGCAGUCGAAAUUAGUAAUACUUUAUUUUUAGCAACUCUCUCUACGAAAAAAAUACAUGCUCACGGAUGUCAAUAUUACUGUAAACAGUUUGUUUGAAACAAAACUAUUCUAUGAACAAGUGAAUGAAAAAAAAUAUGAAAAUCAAUAACA
Molecule: messenger RNA, 1957 nt
Organism: Osmia bicornis bicornis
Lineage: Eukaryota; Metazoa; Arthropoda; Insecta; Hymenoptera; Megachilidae
Gene: Rfwd3
Product: E3 ubiquitin-protein ligase RFWD3-like
Exons: 3
Coding region: 170-1903 (577 amino acids)
Biological process (GO): protein ubiquitination; interstrand cross-link repair
Cellular component (GO): nucleus
Molecular function (GO): ubiquitin protein ligase activity; protein binding
Source: RefSeq, a predicted model, not a curated record